AAGACGACGACGACGACGACGACACAACAACGACGACGACGACGACGACGUUGGUCGGGGAACUACGAUCGGAGCGACAGAGAAAGGCGCGUAUUUGCACGCGCUGCGAAUUAUCACGCGCAUUCACAUAACUGCGACGCGUCUACUGACGUGUGCAGGUUCCUAGCUCGGUCGACUUCUUCGACCUCUUCUUCUUCCUCGUCGUCACUAUGGCGGACGACGAGGUUCUCUUCGACGAUGUUUACGAGCUCUGCGAGAUUAUCGGCAAGGGACCAUUCAGCGUCGUUCGGAAAUGCAUUCACCGUCAGACCGGGCAGAUUUUCGCCGUAAAAAUCGUCGAUGUAGCGAAAUUCACCUCUAGUCCUGGGCUCAGCACUGCAGAUUUGAAACGGGAAGCUACAAUAUGCCAUAUGUUGAAACAUCCACAUAUUGUAGAGCUGCUAGAAACUUAUAGCUCCGAGGGCAUGUUAUACAUGGUAUUUGAGUAUAUGGAUGGCUCUGAUUUAUGCUUCGAAGUCGUAAGACGAGCAACUGCUGGAUUCGUAUAUAGCGAAGCGGUUGCAAGUCAUUACAUGCGACAGAUCCUCGAAGCGUUGCGUUACUGCCACGAGAAUGACAUCAUUCAUCGUGACCUGAAGCCGCAGUGCGCCCUCCUGGCUGGCAAGGAAAAUUCCGCCCCGGUGAAGCUGCGCGGUUUCGGCGUUGCCGUGCAACUCCCGACCUCGCAGUCUAAUGGCGUUGGCCUGAUCUCCUCGAGCUGCAAUUUCCCUUUUGAGGACCUGACCGACGCCGAGGAUUCGCUAGUGAGCGACACGGAGGACAAUAUCGGUCGUGUCGGAUGUCCGCACUUCAUGGCACCGGAAGUGAUCCAACGGCGGCAAUAUGGCAAACCCGGUGACGUCUGGUCGGCAGGAGUGCUGCUACAUGUCCUGCUAACCGGUACACUUCCGUUUGUCGGAUCUCGAGAUAGGUUGCGAGAGGCGAUCUGCCGAGGGCGGGUGCAGAUGGAGACACCACUCUGGGAUCCCAUUAGCGAGCCGGCGAAAGACCUCAUACAGAGAAUGCUCACAACCGACGUAAAUCAUAGGAUCACCAUUCAGGAGGUUCUCAAUCACAAGUGGCUUAGAGAUCGUGAUAAGGGUGCAGCCCGUAUACACUUAGGUGAGACUAUAGAAGAGCUUAAGAAAUUCAAUGCGAGGCGAAAACUGAAGGAUGCGGUAAAAGCAGCUGUCUCCUCGUCGAAGUGGCACGCUCCGUAUUCAGAAGCUAAUGGCGACAAUUUCUCUGACGUCGGCGAUGACGAGGUGAUAACUACAGGCGCUGUAGCCGAAAUUGUGGAUUGCUUGGAUGAUAUUGAGAUCCUUGAGGAGAGUGAUAGAUUGUUGCGAUCAGAAGUUCUUAAUGCUGUGGAUGAUCAUCGACUUCGAGCCAUCUUAGAGCUUUAUGAUAGAAUCUCAGGUCGUGUACCAACACCGUAUCGAGCACCGCAAACAGAUGCAGUCCAACGUGCUCGUGAAGUUGAAGAAAUCCUUCGGGAAGCAGAGCACUCGACGGUACGAAAUAUCGAUAGAGCCGAUCUUCGAGAACUUCACGAAUUAUUGGUCCAGCCACAUAUGAGGGCACUUUUACAAGCUCACGAUGUUGCCGGCCACGAGGUUUAUGGCGAGGAAGCCACCAGAGUAACACCACCGCCGCUCCUUACGUAUCUAAAUGGCGGCGACGAUCUCGAAGGACAAAACGGCGAUUUAGACGAAAAAAUCACUCGUGUCAGACUGGUGCAAUUCCAAAAGAACACAGAUGAGCCGAUGGGAAUCACGUUGAAAAUGAAUGAAGACGGGCAAUGCUUCGUUGCGCGGAUUAUGCACGGUGGAAUGAUCCAUAGACAAGCCACUCUUCACGUCGGUGAUGAGAUCAGAGAGAUCAACGGUAUACCAGUUCAGAAUCAAUCCGUAAAUGCCUUGCAAAAGAUUCUGCGGGAAGCACGUGGAUCGGUGACUUUCAAGAUCGUGCCGUCGUAUAGGAGUGCGCCGCCCCCCUGCGAGGUACAAUUGUUCAGGAUUAAGCCUCUGCCAGUGUUAAUUUUCGUUCGAGCGCAAUUUGAUUACGAUCCACUGGAGGAUGAGCUCAUACCCUGCGCGCAGGCUGGGAUUGCCUUUAAAACCGGUGACAUUCUGCAGAUCAUUAGCAAGGAUGAUCACCAUUGGUGGCAAGCACGGAAGGAUAACGCGGCUGGUUCCGCGGGUCUUAUCCCCUCGCCCGAACUUCAGGAAUGGCGCAUCGCUUGCAUGUCUAUGGAGAAGAACAAGCAAGAACAAGAUGCUGAAGGAGAAGGUGGAUGUUCUUCUCACACCGAAGGCUGCGACGGCUCGACAGUAAAUUGCUCAAUAUUCGGCCGGAAAAAGAAGCAAUACAAGGAUAAAUAUCUUGCAAAGCACAACGCUGUUUUUGACCAGCUGGACCUGGUGACCUACGAAGAGGUCGUGAAGCUUCCUUAUCCUGCCUUCCAACGGAAAACUUUAGUAUUAUUGGGAGCACAUGGCGUCGGUCGACGACACAUAAAAAAUACAAUUAUUUCCAAGCAUCCUGAUAAAUACGCCUAUCCUAUUCCGCAUACAACGAGGCCUCCACGAAGUGACGAAGAAAAUGGUCGUAAUUAUUAUUUCGUAUCGCACGAUGAAAUGAUGGCAGAUAUAGCCGCUAAUGAAUACCUUGAAUACGGAACACACGAAGAUGCUAUGUACGGAACUAAGCUCGAAACUAUUCGCAAAAUUCACGAAGAAGGUAGAAUGGCCAUAUUAGAUGUUGAACCGCAGGCAUUGAAAGUUUUACGGACUGCUGAAUUUGCACCUUACGUCGUUUUCAUUGCUGCACCAGCGUUUGCAAAUGUUACAGACUUCGAUGGUAGUUUGGAGCGGCUGGCGAAGGAAUCGGAUAUGCUAAAGCAGGCGUACGGGCAUUUCUUCGACUUAACCAUCGUGAACAACGAUCUCGACGAGACGAUCGCCCAACUGGAAGCCGCGAUCGAGCGCGUCCACACAACACCACAAUGGGUGCCCGUUUCUUGGGUCUACUGACAGCGGUCUUCACCGAUUCGCCACAUCGUCACUGCGGAUUGCAAUGGUUCAUCGAGGAUGAAGCAGUGAUCGCUGGCGCCGUAACGAUCAUACCGCGAUCGACCUUCUCGUCACGAAGAUCUGACACACCGACAGCCACUGGUGUCCGACAGGAAGACGCCGCAGGCAGUUAUGUCAUGCACCUAAGACCACCCAACGUAUCAGCAAACAUACCCGCCGGCAAAUGUCGAUUCGACAGAAAACGAUCGGAGUGCGUGACUAUACGAUGGCCGUGUGUUCAUGAAAUUCUUUCCAUCGCUGCGUAAUUAUUAUGACCAUGUCGCGGGACACGAGGGGAGACCAGCGGCGUGUCGGAGUCGUCCUGAGUAUCACCGUCGCGUUCGCCAGCGAGGACGCCGGACCAUCCGGAAAUGGAACGCGUCAUCAUCGAGCACGACGAAGAUCAGUGACGGCAAUGACGUCGUCAUGAUGCGUCUAGAAUCGUUCUAGGACGCUUUUUCGCGGACCACCAAUUCUCUCCUGCAUCUUCUUCUCCCUCUGUUCCGUCUUCCUUCUUCGAAAUUUCAAAGAUUAAAAGAUAAGACAAUGAGCAACAACCCGAUCAACUGGGACUUCUCUUGAACGAGACUGUUAGACGAAUACAUGUCUUUCUCUUCUAUUCCGCCGUAGACUAUCGUAUUUCUCGACACAUUCCUGGCACGGUUUCGGCGAAUCCACACACUAAUCUCUCUCGCGGUUCCACAUGACGUUUCUCAAGGCAGUCGAAUUUACGACGCGAAUUUUAUGUGCAAUGAUACGAUAAAAUAACGCGAUAACAACAUCAAGGAAUAUCGCGUAGAAUGUGAAAAAUCAAAUGAGAAACCUACGCUCAUUCAUGUUUCGCGCGGACAUCAACCGAGCGGCUGCAUCUUCGUAUCCCUUAUCUGCGGAAUCUAUCAAUUUUUCGUAAACUGUAAUUGCCUCCUAUCGUACUUUAUCGUAACUAUUUAAACGAAAGGAAUCUAGAGAUCGUGCGGCACGGCAGUGCCCGUGAAUAUAUAUAUAUAUAUAUAUAUAUAUAUAUAUAUAUAUGUAUAGCGAAAGACGAGAAUCCCGUCGCAAUAAUCUUGUUUCUCUGACCGUUCAACUAAAAGAGAAAAAGAAGAAAAAAAAAGAAACUAGAGUGCUGCCGGCCGUCCGUCAUUUAACUGUAACUUUAAGCAGUAGAAAACUUCGCCGGUUUCGUCUAGUAUUUCUGCUAAUAUCUAACGAGUGUUCAUCUCUCGUCGCGGCUAUUCCGCCGCGACGAAUCUACGCGUAUACGCGAGCGCUUCUUUCGUUCGGCCGUCUUUUGUAUCUUCCUCCGGUCGACUUUCGUUUCUUUUUCUCUUUCUCUGCCUCUCUCUCUGUCUCUUUCUAUCUUUCACUCCAAUUACCCACCGAGCUUUUUUCAUCUUUCUACUUUUGACAAUCGAGACCGCCGUCGGUGCGAGACGACUCGCUCGCUCGCUCGCUCGCUCGACCGUGCACUCGCCCAUCCCAUUGUCACUCGUCGCUAUCAUUGCUCACGAGACAAACAUCCCCGAUUGCAAACGCAGAUAUUCGCCGAUGCACCGACCGAUGAUCUUGUAUUCCCUGUACACAAACGCCCGAAACCGCACAUCCCCCCCGGACGAAUGCACGGACGGCGGAUACCGAUCCGGUAGCGAGAAUUUUACAAGUGCUCAUUUGAAGGCGCUUGUAACGCAAUUAUUAAGUUCGUACAAAACACACACAAACAUACACAUACAGGUACCCAUAUCCAUGCAGGCAUAUGUGCACACAUACAUACAUACAUAUGGGCACACGUCAAAACUAUAAUGUCACUCAGUUCGUAUUACUUACACCCUCGUACAAAAGCGCAUAAUCGAAUGACGAAGUAACAAAAAAAA
This is a messenger RNA of Pogonomyrmex barbatus (red harvester ant), 4984 nucleotides long. RefSeq names its product peripheral plasma membrane protein CASK (gene CASK). The record is from RefSeq and is a predicted model, not a curated record. Gene Ontology annotation, molecular function: ATP binding; protein kinase activity; protein binding. Lineage: Eukaryota; Metazoa; Arthropoda; Insecta; Hymenoptera; Formicidae. Gene Ontology annotation, biological process: protein phosphorylation.